AUGAAGUCGGCGCGGCGGUUGAUGCCUGAGGAAGAGGUUUCGGGAAUGGCGUUCACCAGUCAAGGUAAUAUGGAGAACUACAUGAAUCAAGACAAAUGUCUUUACACAAACACCUCAGCCUCUAUAUGUUUCCAGAUCCUCGAAUCAAUGCGGGUGGUUUAUCAAACACUAUUUGGGUUUUCGAUGUUCUGGAACGAAUUCUACUAUCUAUAUGCUCGUUUGUUCGGUGUUUCAAAACGGACAAAGCUGAUCGCCCUUGACACUAGUCAUCCAGCAAAAAGAAGACUUAAGCUUCCGAGAGCCUGUUGGCGUCCGCCUCAUCCAGGCGCCUUACAUGAACCCCAAACUCUUCAUCGGGCGAGAGUCCGAGAUGGCUCAGAUGCAAGAGAUUCUACGACCGGGUGGCUCGUCUUGAGAGCAACGACGACUGGUGCUGGGUGGUACGGGUGGGAUGGGAAAGACACAACUAGCCAUCGCGCUUUCGCGAAGCGCCACUACCAGGAAGACGAGUCCAUCUUCUGGCUUAAUGCGAUGUCAGAGGCCACGCUCAAGGACAGUUUCCGGCUUGUGGCCGAGGCCAUCUUUGAUCUUCGGGAGGCGGAAGUACUGCAGGAUGAGCAGAGCAUCAAGCACAAUCAGCGAUGGUUGCUGAUCAAGCGCAUCGCCCCGGACGAGACCCUCAUCUACCAAUCUAAGGUCUCGGACCGACAAGAAGAAACCCGCUGCCAGACACAAGACCGGUGGAUCGACGACCCAACACUCGACCGCUACCUCGUCCCCUUCUCACGUGGUGCCCGGGCCUACGCUGAGCUGUACCUCGCCACGGCGGCCGCGUUUCAGCAGUACGGCAGCCCAGACGUCCACUUCCAAGGGGAUCAGGACCUCCGAGAGCUGUACGACAAUAGCUACCAGGACCUCGAGAUCAUUGGUGAUGGAGUAACCCCCUUGUAUCGGCCGGACAGUCAUGGGGUGAGGAUCGUGGUGCGUGCUGCAUGA
This is a messenger RNA of Fonsecaea pedrosoi CBS 271.37, 996 nucleotides long. RefSeq lists its product as uncharacterized. The transcript is spliced from 3 exons. Bases 1 to 996 code for a protein of 331 amino acids. The record is from RefSeq and is a predicted model, not a curated record. NCBI's taxonomy places the organism in Eukaryota, Fungi, Ascomycota, Eurotiomycetes, Chaetothyriales, Herpotrichiellaceae.